ACUCCCAAAUAAUAAAAGAAAGAAGCUGAAAGAAGAAAAGCCGGAGGACCAGCUUGGCCUUUCCCCAGUGGUCCCACACUAGGUGUGGACACGUGGGGCCCUGGCCGGAGGAUCCCCAGUGCCGCGGGCUGUGGAUAUUUUGGGGUCUGACCAUGCCGCCACCGGCAGACAUCGUCAAGGUGGCCAUAGAAUGGCCCGGCGCCUACCCCAAACUCAUGGAAAUCGAUCAGAAAAAACCACUGUCUGCAAUAAUCAAGGAAGUGUGUGAUGGGUGGUCUCUUGCCAACUAUGAAUACUUUGCACUGCAACAUGCUGACAGUUCAAACUUCUAUAUCACAGAAAAGAAUCGCAAUGAAAUAAAAAACGGCACUAUCCUUCGAUUAACCACAUCUCCAGCUCAGAAUGCCCAGCAGCUCCAUGAACGCAUCCAGUCGUCAAGUAUGGAUGCCAAGCUGGAGGCCCUGAAGGACUUGGCCAGCCUGUCCCGGGAUAUCACGUUCGCCCAGGAAUUCAUCAACCUGGAUGGCAUCUCUCUCCUCACCCAGAUGGUGGAGAGCGGCACUGACCAAUACCAGAAAUUGCAGAAGAUUAUGAAGCCUUGCUUUGGGGACAUGCUGUCCUUCACGUUGAUGGCCUUUGUAGAGCUCAUAGAUCAUGGCAUCGUGUCUUGGGACACGUUUUCGGUGGCAUUCAUUAAGAAGAUAGCAAGUUUUGUGAACAAGUCGGUGGACAUCUCAAUCCUGCAGCGGUCCUUGGCCAUUUUGGAGUCUAUGGUGCUCAAUAGCCAUGACCUUUACCAGAAGGUGGCACAAGAGAUCACCAUUGGCCAACUCAUUCCUCAUCUUCAAGGUCUGCCCUCAUCCGUCCUGCCUGUACCCCCUGCAUCCCCUCGAGUUCCUUUCCUCAUGUUCUUCGCUCCCCUGGCUAUCUGUACAUUUAUUUGCACCUUAGUAGAUAUCAUGGAAAUGGCAAAUAUUUUGGCUCAGAAGCAGCUGUGUUCCAUCAUUCUAACACAUGUCAUCCGUGCCCAGCGGGCCAUCAACAACGAGAUGGCCCACCAAUUAUAUGUUCUCCAAGUGCUCACCUUUAACCUCUUGGAAGACAGGAUGAUGACCAAAAUGGACCCCCAGGAUCAGGCUCAAAGAGAUAUCAUAUUUGAACUUCGAAGAAUUGCUUUUGAUGCGGAGACUGAACCUAAUAAUAGCAGCGGCAGCGUGGAGAAACGCAAGUCCAUGUACACCCGGGAUUACAAGAAACUUGGCUUCAUUCAUCAUGUCAACCCUGCCAUGGACUUCACCCAGACUCCUCCUGGGAUGCUGGCUCUUGACAACAUGCUGUACUUCGCCAAACAUCACCAAGAUGCGUAUAUUCGGAUUGUUCUGGAGAACAGCAGCCGAGAAGAUAAGCAUGAAUGUCCCUUUGGCCGCAGUAGUAUAGAACUGACCAAGAUGUUAUGUGAGAUCCUGAAAGUUGGUGAGCUGCCUAGCGAGACCUGCAAUGACUUCCACCCGAUGUUCUUCACCCAUGACAGAUCCUUUGAGGAAUUUUUCUGCAUCUGUAUCCAACUCCUGAACAAAACCUGGAAGGAGAUGCGGGCAACUUCCGAAGAUUUCAACAAGGUAAUGCAGGUGGUGAAGGAGCAGGUUAUGAGAGCUCUUACAACCAAGCCUAGCUCCCUGGACCAGUUCAAGAGCAAACUACAGAACCUGAGCUACACGGAGAUCCUGAAAAUCCGCCAGUCUGAGAGGAUGAACCAGGAGGAUUUCCAGUCUCGCCCGAUUUUGGAACUAAAGGAGAAGAUCCAGCCGGAAAUCCUAGAGCUUAUCAAGCAGCAGCGCCUAAAUCGUCUGGUGGAGGGGACCUGCUUUAGGAAGCUCAACGCCCGGCGGAGGCAAGAUAAGUUUUGGUAUUGUCGGCUUUCACCAAACCAUAAGGUCCUGCAUUUUGGAGACUUGGAAGAAAGCCCCCAGGGAGAGGUGCCUCAUGAUUCCUUGCAGGACAAACGAACCUCAGGCAUGACAGAUUGGCUCAUUCACAUCCUGAGCAGUCUAUGCUACACAAGAACAGAGCGCAAAGAGGUGCUUGAACUUGCUUUCUCUGUCUUGUAUGACUCCAACUGCCAACUGAACUUCAUUGCUCCUGACAAGCAUGAGUAUUGCAUCUGGACAGAUGGGCUGAAUGCACUGCUUGGGAAAGACAUGAUGAGCGAGCUGACGCGGAAUGACCUAGACACCCUGCUCAGCAUGGAGAUCAAGCUCCGCCUGCUCGACCUGGAAAACAUCCAGAUCCCCGACGCGCCUCCUCCCAUCCCCAAGGAGCCCAGCAACUAUGACUUCGUCUACGACUGUAACUGAAGUGGCCGGGACCGACAUGCACCUCCAGGCUGGAAGUCUGGAAGUUUAGCAGGAGAGAAGAAGGAAACACGCCCAUCCCUUGGCAUCACAUUUCAGUAGAGAGAAGCUGCAGAUCCACUCUUCCUUUGGCCUCAACUCUAGCUCAAGCUUUUCCAACUCUUCUUGGUACCGUGUCCACUCUUAGAAUCUGUUUUCAGACUCACUGCUUUAAGUUCUGGUUCACUACAGUUCACUGGUGGGACAGAGUUAACAACCACCACUCAUAAGAAAGCCAAGGGGCCUUUCAUCCUCACCUGUGGCAGGCAUGACCCUCCUUGCUGAGUAAGAAAACAGUUAGUUAAAGCUGCCCCAGAACUUGCCCACCAAACCAAGGCCUGUCUCUAGAAGAAAUAGCCCAGCUAUCUGAUCAGAAGACUAAAUGCCCCAUCUUCCUCCCCCCUCUUUCUAGGGUCAGCGCAAUACCACCAGUUCUAUUUAAGUUGAGAUCUGCUUUUAGAUCUCCUCCUUCCCUCCCUCUCCCCUGCCUUGGCCUUGCCCUGGUCCUCUCUGGUCUCAAGAACAGUGACCAUAACCUCAUCAUAGUCUUGGCCAGCAUCGAGCCUCCCAAACAGGAGCCCAUGCCUGCACCAUGUCUGCACUGUGACCUCACCCUACUCCCUCCAUGCUAGCUAGUCUUGGGCUUCCUCUCCCUGCCCCAGCCCAGACCUGCCUUCAUCUCCACACGCGCUACCAGCCUCUUAGCACAAAGCACAACUGAAAUCAGUAGUCACGCUUCAUCUCUAAUAGACUAAACCUAAAUGCCUCUGUGCCAGGCAGUUGCUACCCAAGGGUUUGGUGUCACCUUGCUCCUGUUGCAACCCAGGUUCCAUGGGAUGGUCAAGCCGUCAGACAUCCAAGUUUACAUCGUUGUAAUUAUUAUAGGUAUUUACAGUUUGCAAGGGUUUGGGGUUAUUUUUUCUUUUGCUUUUUUUUUUUUUGUACAAAAGAGUCUAACAUUUUUUUGCCGAACAGAUAUAUAUUUAAUGAAAAGAAGAGAUACAUAAAUGUGUGUACUUUCCAGGGUUUUUUUUAAUUAUUUUAAUCCCAAACAUCUUUCUGAAAAUAACAUUCCCUUAAACAUGCUGUGGAAUAAAGUUAACUGUGAUGAGUUG
Messenger RNA from Dipodomys ordii (Ord's kangaroo rat), 3505 nucleotides. RefSeq names its product engulfment and cell motility 1 (gene Elmo1). Gene Ontology annotation, cellular component: guanyl-nucleotide exchange factor complex; plasma membrane. NCBI's taxonomy places the organism in Eukaryota, Metazoa, Chordata, Mammalia, Rodentia, Heteromyidae. The record is from RefSeq and is a predicted model, not a curated record. Gene Ontology annotation, biological process: actin filament organization; cell motility.